Cataglyphis hispanica is the source of this 2812-nucleotide messenger RNA. RefSeq names its product zinc finger protein 143-like. Gene Ontology annotation, molecular function: DNA-binding transcription factor activity, RNA polymerase II-specific; RNA polymerase II cis-regulatory region sequence-specific DNA binding. Bases 93 to 2213 code for a protein of 706 amino acids. Gene Ontology annotation, cellular component: nucleus. The record is from RefSeq and is a predicted model, not a curated record. Lineage: Eukaryota; Metazoa; Arthropoda; Insecta; Hymenoptera; Formicidae. Gene Ontology annotation, biological process: regulation of transcription by RNA polymerase II. The transcript is spliced from 6 exons.
AUUAAGCAUAAUCGGCCAAAUCAUGAAUGACCGGUUCGUACAACGUGACGAUUUUGACUUGAAGGAGGCUUGGAAAUUGCUCAAAAGAAAGAAUGCUCCCGCGCGGGGCAUCGAACGCGCGCCAACAGAUGUUUGAUUGCGUCCGCCACCUCCAGGGCUCGAAGGGACCGCAGGACCCCCGGUGUCGCGCAGCGACAAGUGCAGCCGCGGCUGCCGGCCGCGUCGAGCCCGGACCGACGACAACGAAGGAGGAGGAGAAAGAGAAGAUGCACCUCGAAGAUUAUCACGGCGAGAGAAGCGAGGAGCAUGCACGACAUCCCAUAUCCGGCCUGGAUCAGGACGACUUCAUCGAUGACGGUUCGCUACCCGAUAUGGCGUCCUUGGUGUCCAUGACCGGUAUAAGGAUUGACGAUGCACAACCACAUUGCUGGAUGACCUCACAGACGGACAACGGUACCCUUUUCUCCCCGUUGGAUCCACAAGACUAUCUCGACUGGGACCAGGUGCCCGUUGUCUUUCAGUAUUCUAACAUUGGGGGUGGAUCACCUGGGAGUACCUGCAGCGAAGCAACUACGCCAACUUGGAAUGGCGCACUAACGACGACGGAUCAUGGCGAGGAUAAGUCAGACUGUCAAAAGUUACCGUCAAUGGGCUCGGCCUUUUCUUUUUCACGCACCUUCUGCAACGCGAUCUAUCCGGAAUACGGAACGGAAUCGCAUAGUGGUCAUCAAGAUUAUCAAGAGGAUUGUCAAGAGGACGUGGUAUCGUUGCUGAUGAGCAUGCAAAAUGAUAUCGCUCAAAGUUAUUGUUCUUCCUCCGCGCAGAUGUCUUCCGUCGGUGAUGAGUUCGACCUGAGUCUAAUUAGAGGCGAUCCGACGUCUUUGCUGAAUGCAGUGGACUCGCCGUCAUCGUCAUCGACAUCGUCAACGACCUGUUUGACGGGCGACGAUCAGCAAGAAUCAUUCCAGAACUUCGAUCCACCAUAUUACGCAGUUGGGCACCUCGUUUCUUCGCAGCAGCAGCUAUCCGCGCUGUCGACGAUCAAUUUUACUGACGACAUUGUCGGCGCAACAGACAGUUUCGGCAAUCAAGUAAUAUUGCCGCGGAACGAGGGUCUGCUGUUCGGCAAUCAGCGGGUCACCGGGUCAAAAGUCGCAGAAAACGAGAAGAGUGAUAAGUCGUACGAUUGCGCGAAACCAGUGGAGGAGAACUUGCUCGCGUCGGCUUAUCAAUGCCACUGGAUCGACUGCGGCUGUGCGUUUGCAGAACAGGAAGGAUUGGUACGGCACAUUGAGAGGCGGCACGUGGAAUCGUCCUCGACGAACACGCACGGUCACGGCAGACGGAUACAGCGGAUUGACCGAGAUAAGGAGCGCGAAGGCAAGGAGGCAGGGGAAGGUUUUUCAGGUGCCGUGACGAGUCGCGAGGAUGAAUUUGCCUGUCUGUGGCAAGGGUGUCCGCGUGCGCGACCUUUCAAUGCGAGAUACAAAUUGCUCAUUCACAUGCGGGUACACACGCAAGAGAAGCCGAAUAAAUGUCCGUUCGCCGGUUGUAAGAAGGCCUUUAGUCGUCUGGAAAAUUUAAAAAUUCAUCAGAGAUCGCAUACAGGCGAAAGGCCUUAUGCGUGCCAACACAAUGGCUGUUCGAAGGCAUUUAGCAACAGCAGUGAUCGGGCUAAGCAUCAGAGGACACAUUACGAUAGAAAACCAUAUGCUUGCCAGGUAAGCGGCUGCGGCAAGCGUUAUACAGAUCCGUCAAGUCUUAGGAAGCACUUGAAGAAUCAUACAGAGAAUUCGAAUACAUUGUCCAGUUUAUUAUCGGAUAAAAUAUCAACGACAGCUAGUACAACAGGACAUACAUUAAAUUCGACGAAUCCUUGCCGACAACGCCAAAAUGCAUGUAUCUUUGACGUGGAAACAAAUCAUCCGUCAUACAAGCUGUCUAAAAUCUAUAUUAAAGAUGAAGACACAAAUAAUAUUUGUCACCAGAAUAGAAUCUCCAUAAACUUUGGCAACAACCAACAAGAAUACGUGCCGAUCGAAUCGGUUCGACAUCUUCUUAUCAACGAUAUCAACAACGCGCAAAACGAAAGUACAGGAUACUGCGCAUCCGCAGAAGACAAUAUACCAGAUUUUCACGAGCUUGACGCCGACAUCGAACGGCAAUUCCACGAGUUGAGCGCUCUCGACGAUGCUAUUUUCAUCGAUGGAUGAUUUCUCUCAGCGGGAGAAUCCUUUUUCUUAUGAAGGCGAAACAGGAUAGAUGCUUCAGUGAAUGAGUGGUAAGAAUACAAAUUCGACUUGUCAAAAGAUCACUAUCGGCAAAUUCAAAUAAUAUCAUUUAAAUAUGAUCAUUUAAUACGAAAUUAUUUUCAUUUAAUACGAUUUUAUUUUUAUUCAAAGUUCAAUAUAUUAAUUAUAUUUUUGUUCAAUCAAGUCGAGUUGAAAUUGUCGCAUAUAUCAUUAUAAAUAUUAUUAUUUUAAAGAGCACCAUAUAUAAUUUACGACUUUAUUAAUUGGCAAUUAUUGAUGUCAUAUAUUCAUUAAAAAAAAUUGUUUUACAUGUUAGUAAUAGGAGAUGAAUCAUUCAUUCUCUCUGAUCAUUCACUGGCGUAUUCAUUUUAUCGUCACGAUCUCAUUAUCGGCGAAUUGUGCUGUCUUUCCAAAAAUUCGUUUAUUUCGUUUAUUCUUUUUUUACGAUCAUUUUUAUACGUAGUAGUCCGUUAUAUUUGACAAAUCGUAUAUAUUUUUGUACAUAGAUACUUAUAUGUAUAUUAUAAAUGAAUAAUACAUCAUCUAUUUCAACCGAGCAA